CUUCUAUGAGCAUUUUUACGAUUCCAGACUCUACGAAAAGUUAGUUCAUGAAGGAAAUACGAGUGUAAUUUUAAAGUUUUUUUUUUUUUUUAUAUCACCAACGGUAGCUUUAACAGUGUCACCGCCCGUUUUCGGACUGGAUGUGUGAUUAUGGAAGACCUGGAAAUGACCAAAGAGGAGCUCCAGAGUUGGGUUUCAGAGAUAUUGAAAAAUCUCGGCGUGAUCACGCCUGAUGUGCAGGAGAAAUGCAAGCUUUUGCGAUGCCUACUGGAAAAGAGGAAGACACAAGCCGACCGUCUCCUAAAACUCUGCACGUCUGUGGCUGAGUGUGAAGCCCUUGUGAAAAAGCAGUACGCUUUGCUGGGGUGGGAGUACAAAGACGAUGAUUCUGACGAUGACGACGUUAUCACAUGCUGUGAAAUCCCUUGUACAACAACACCACAACACAAAGUGGUCUUGACCAGAACAAGCAGUUGUGAAAUAGUGGAUUUGCUACAACCAAGUCCUGAAGAUCAUCCCUGCUUAAGCCCUUUUCUGUCAGAUUUAGAACCUGACAAUGACGCAAACCAUUUGAAUUAUUCUAUGGAGCUGUCAUCAAACAAGAGAAGAUGUGUUACAGUUGAAAGAUUACCAGCAAACACAAUGAAUUUAUCAAUAUCCUCCGUUGAACUCAGCCAGAUAGAUAAGGCCACUGUGAGCGAUGCAACAGUAACAAGAAAACCAGUAGAAAACAACACACAGAACGAGGAACAGGAGGAAAGAAAACUAGAAGAAAAUGACGUUGUGAACAAGAUGAAAGAAAAAAGAAAAACAGCGGAAAAUGAUACUGCAAACGAGAUAAAGGAAAAAAGAAAACUAAUAGAAAACGACACUGUGAACGAGAUAAAGGAAAAAACAAAACCAGCAGAAAAUGACACCGCAAACGUGAUAAAGGAAAAAAGAAAACCAAUAGAAAACGACACUGUGAACGAGAUAAAGGAAAAAAUAAAACCAGCAGAAAAUGACACAGCAAGCAAGAGAAAGGAAAAAAGAAAACGGGCAGUUAAUGACACAGCAAGCAAGAGAAAGGAAAAAAGAAAACGGGCAGAAAAUGACACAGCAAGCAAGACAAAGGAAAAAAGAAAACAAACAGAAAAUGACACAACAAACAAGACAAAUGAAAAUGGAAAACCAACAGAAAAUGACACAACAAACAACACAACGGAAAAAGGAAAAACAGAAAACGACACAACAAACAACACAACGGAAAAAGGAAAACAAACAGAAAAUGACACAUCAAGCAACACAAUGGAAAAAAGACAACUAACAAAAAAUGACAUAAACAGAACAGAGAAAAAUGGAAAACCAACCGAAAAUGACAAAGCAAACAAUACAAAGGAAAAACUAAAAUUUGCAGAAAAUGACACAAGUAAGGCAAAGGAAAAAAAAGAACUAAAAGAAAAUGACACGGCAAACAACACAAAAGAAACAAGAAAAGUAGCAGAAAAUGGCAGCACAAGCAAGAAAAUAAACCCAGCAAAACCUGAGCAUACCCCUAUAAUUGAUUCAUCGGUGUUUGCCUACACUCCUCAUGAAACCCUUAAGACUCGUCCUGAACUGCCCGAAGAAGAGAUCAAGGCGGACAUGGUUGUGCUAGCCAAAAAUAAGAACUUGAGAUGGCAUCGAGGUCAGAUUGUGGAGGUUGUUAUGAAGGAAGAUGGACGAUUGAAGUACAAAGUCAUUUUCGAAGAAAAAGGAAAGAGUCUGGUCUCGGGCCACCAUAUUGCUUUUGAAACCAUUCCAAAACUGGAGCACCUAUAUAUUGGCGCUCGUGUUGUGGUCAAGUGUCAAGAUGAUGCAACUGUGUUCAGACCUGGUAUGCUGGCAGAGCUCCCCGGCAAAAAGAAUCGUCUCAGGUUUUUGGUGUUCCUGGACAACCACAAGCCCAUCUAUGUUGGCCUAACAUUAUUUCACCUUGUGUGCAGACCAUUAUCAGAACCUGUAGAGGACAUCCAGGACAAAGCUCACAGAAGUUUUAUGGCUCAAUACUUGAGGGAUUGGCCUUACCCUCAUCUAACCCAGUACAAGCCUGGCCAGACUGCCUCUGUGGAGUUUAAUGACGAGUAUCACAAGUGCAAGGUGGAGCUGGUGGACUCCAGCUUGAUACAGGUGUUGUUUAAGUUUGAUCAGCACAAAGAGUGGAUUCACCGUGGCUCCAUACGGCUAGAACAUAUGUCAAGAUUUUUGGAACUGAGGAGAAGAGAAGCAGACGCUGGUGAAGACUGAAUGACUGCUCUGGACAAUACCUUUUUAUCCAUACUUUUAUAUUGCUAUGUGACAAUUUCAAGCUGUCGUGCGGGUUCUCAGGACCUCCAAGAAAGGACAAUGCUUCGAGCAUGGUUGACUUUAUUUUAUUUUUCAAUAAAACCUCAGUCUCAGGU
Messenger RNA from Nerophis lumbriciformis (worm pipefish), 2420 nucleotides. RefSeq lists its product as uncharacterized. Gene Ontology annotation, biological process: heterochromatin organization; negative regulation of gene expression. NCBI's taxonomy places the organism in Eukaryota, Metazoa, Chordata, Actinopteri, Syngnathiformes, Syngnathidae. Gene Ontology annotation, molecular function: histone H3K9 methyltransferase activity. The record is from RefSeq and is a predicted model, not a curated record. Gene Ontology annotation, cellular component: nucleus.